CUCCCGCCCCGGUUGAGAGACAUAAAUGCUGUCUGUGCCGCCGAGGAGUUGCCAGCUGCCAAGUUUGCUGUUCUGCUGCUGCCGCGAGCCAAGGAAGCCCGGGCACUCACUGGGACUUUUGCUCACCGCCUUUCAGUCUGCUGCAGAGUUCUUCCCGGCUGGGCCUGUAGUUGCGAAGCCUUUUUUCCAUCUUUUCACAACCACAAAAACCACUAGCUGCUGAGGCUCCAACGAGAUCAAGAUGUGGACGGCGCCGGUGUUGUUCUGGGUUUUGGGGAGCGCGUGGUGCUGGCACUUUGUGCAGGGAGGGCCCGUAGGCGGACUAGAAGAUGAUAUUGUGACCCCAGGUACAGGGGAUGGCAUGGUGAACCCAGGUCUGGAAGACAGAAUAGCAACCACGGGUCCUACUGGAGGAUUGAAUGAAUUUACUGGCAAGGUACCAACACACAGAGAGAUUCCCUUAGAGGAACGGCCAACCCCAGAAAUCCCAGACCGUGAUCACGAAGAACAUAAGAGUACAACCACUGUCAAAAUGGUGACUAGCCGUUCUGUGGAUCAGUCAACAAGUCACCCCAACAAAGACAGCACAGUUGACGAAACACAGACAACAGAUAAGAGAGAUGGCUUGGCAGUAGUGACCCUGGUUGGAAUCAUAGUUGGCGUCCUGUUAGCCAUCGGCUUCGUUGGAGGGAUCAUCAUUGUGGUUAUGAGGAAAGUUUCUGGAAGGUUCUCGCCCUAAAGAGCUGAACAGAUCAGGUUGUUCUCCCAACAUAUCUGAAAAUAAGGGAACAUCCAGUGUCCCCUGUUCCCCAUCCUCUGCUUGUGGAGGAAGAUGACCCAUGGAAUGCCCACCCCACUCAUAGCCAUGGUGACUCCUCCGCUUGCCAGAAGUACCAAAGGAAAGAUACGUGACAAGCCACGGUCCCUUGAAGCAUAUGCCUUUGGAGAACAAACAUUCUUAAUAUAAAUUUUAUAAUAAAUGAUUCAAAAUACAACCUGGGUGGAAAAUGAAGCGAAGCUCCGUAAACUGACUUGUUAACCAAGACCGCAUCACCAGUUGGCGUUAGCAACUGUAACCAUGACUUCAUCCUGGCCAUUCCCUGCUACUGCUGGGAUGCAAAGGAAUCUGGAAAUGUUUAUUGAAUCCGCAGAGCCAUUGGCUCAGUGUUACUUACGUCAAAGAGGCACGGGCCUGCUGAUAUGUACACAUUCCAGCC
Myodes glareolus (Bank vole) is the source of this 1217-nucleotide messenger RNA. It is a transcript of the gene Pdpn, whose product is annotated as podoplanin. NCBI's taxonomy places the organism in Eukaryota, Metazoa, Chordata, Mammalia, Rodentia, Cricetidae. The record is from RefSeq and is a predicted model, not a curated record. Gene Ontology annotation, cellular component: basolateral plasma membrane; lamellipodium; apical plasma membrane. Gene Ontology annotation, biological process: cell migration; signal transduction; positive regulation of platelet aggregation.